AUAGAAAUUUUUAUUUGCGAAUUGCUACCGAAAUACCUUUAAAAAAACUGCUAAUUGGCGGUUUCGAAAAAGUUUAUGAAAUUGGUCGUAUAUUUCGCAAUGAGGGUAUUGAUGCUCGACAUAAUCCGGAAUUUACUACUAUCGAAGUUUAUCAGUCCUACGAAAACGCGGAAUACAUGAUGAAUUUGACCGAGGAAUUGCUACAUUGUUUAGCCCAAGGAGUCCUUAAAAAGGAAGAAUUUGAAUUCAACUCCCAUAAUAUUUCGUUGAAAGAACCUUUUAGAAAACUUUCAAUGAUAGAAGCAAUUAAGGAAUAUGAAAAUACCGAUUUUAAUGGUAUAAAUGAUAAAAAAAAAGCAUUAGAACUAAUUAAGAAUUAUCAUUUAGAAUUAAAACCUCAUCAAAAUACUGUUGGUCAUAUCGUUUUGGCUUUUUUUGAAGAAUAUGUGGAAAAAAAAUUAAUUCAACCGACUUUUAUUUGUGAUUAUCCGAUUGAAAUUUCGCCAUUAGCCAAAAACAAAGCAGACAAUAAAGAUAUAGCAGAUAGAUUUGAAUUGUACAUCGGAGGAUUAGAAUUUGCUAAUGGUUAUAGUGAGUUAAAUGACCCCAUCGAGCAAAAAAAAAGAUUUGAAGAGCAAACUAAACAAAAAGAGUUAGGUAAUGAAGAAAUUGCUAGUUUUGAUAAGGAAUUUAUUGAAGCACUAGAAUAUGGGAUGCCGCCAGCGGGAGGAUUAGGAAUUGGCAUAGAUAGAUUAAUAAUGUUAUUUACCGGUCAAAGUAGUAUUAAAGAAGUAAUUGCUUUUCCGCAAUUGAAAAAUAAAAACAAUAUUAUUCAAAAUUACAUAGUUUUCAAUUCUGAAAAAAUAAAAAAAAUUGCUCGUUAUCACCAAUAUGAUUGCGUUAAAGAAACUUUACGAGUUAUGGAGAAAUCUUCCCUUAAAGGAGGAGUGAAUAACCAUACUACCGGUAGUGGUAAAUCUGAUACCAUGGCCUUUUUAGCCAACCAAUUACGCCGUAAACAUUCUGACUGCACUAUUAUUGUAAUUACUGACCGCAACGAACUUGACCGACAAAUUUACGACGAACGCUUUCGCGAAUAUGAGGGUACCUUUUUCACACUUGGAGAUUUAGUUAUUAUUGAAGACAUUAAUAAAUUAAAAAAGGAGUUGGAAAAACCUAAUCAAGGAAAAAUAAUUUUCGCUCUCGUUCAGAAAUUUCAGGAUUUAGUAGACUUAAAAGAAAAUAAAAUAACCUUUGAGAAUAAAGCAGGAGUUUUUGUUUUUAUUGAUGAGGCUCACCGCUCGCAAAAUUUAAUUGCCGAUAAUGAAACCAAAAAAGCUUUUUUUCUAGGCUUCACCGCUACUCCUAUUGAAGGAAAAACUUAUGAAGAAAUCGGCCCCCCUAUUCAUACUUAUUCAGCCAACCAAGCCAUCCAAAAUGAAAUAAUUGUUAACAUAAUUUACGAAGAAGCCUACAAAUUUUUACCAGAAACGCAUUGA
Molecule: messenger RNA, 1499 nt
Organism: Entrophospora sp. SA101
Lineage: Eukaryota; Fungi; Glomeromycota; Glomeromycetes; Entrophosporales; Entrophosporaceae
Source: the annotation of a GenBank genome assembly